Molecule: messenger RNA, 1500 nt
Organism: Cylindrotheca closterium
Lineage: Eukaryota; Bacillariophyta; Bacillariophyceae; Bacillariales; Bacillariaceae
Source: the annotation of a GenBank genome assembly
AUGACAACACUACCACUGUCUACCGGUAUGAUGAGCCGUCGACCAAAGAUCUUGAGCGAUGAGCCAAAGUUAUCUUCGGCAGCUCUUUGCACCACAUUAAAGCAUUUACAUCAAACGUUUCGCCCAGAGUUCACUCAUCAAUGCGUCGAAGAAGAAUCCUUUCGAGGAUAUCAACCAUUGACGUCGGUUCUUGCCAAAGCCCAAUCCGAAUUAUUGCCAUCUUCCUCCUCCACUUCGGACAGUGAUGCAGUAGUGCUGCACAAAUCCCAUUUGCGUCAUGAACAGCAAGUUACUAGCGAGCUGGAAAUCACGAUUGAUCUGGCGCCCUCUUGUCGGACUUGUAGACUUCUUGUGACGACCAAACCGAAGAAACGAAAGGCCAAUGAUGAUGAUGAGACAAUGACAAUGAUAGGGGACGACAAGCGACAAAAAAUGGGCGACAAUUCCAGCAAGGUUCCAUGUAUCCAUAAUACUACCAAGGAGACCGAACAGGCAGAGGUGGAACCAAUGUCAUUGGCGGAAAUUCAAAACGCGAUUUCCAAGGCUCUACCAGAUAUCACCGUGGAUAAUGAUGAUAUGGACUGUAUUGAUGAUUAUCUCUCGAAGCCCAUGGGAACCUUAUUGAGAGAGUACACCAUCAAUGACAAAACCUUUUGUUUGUCACUCGCAAAUGGAUCCGACCCAGCAACCUGUGACUAUCAUCAAAAAGUCCAAAAACUAGCCCUUUGGUUCAUUGAGAAUGCGGAUGACGUGGAUGUAUCCAACGAACAAUCGGGCCACUGGAAAGUCUUGUACUUGUUUUUGCACUGCCCGAAACAAAAGUAUGCCGUGGUGGGAUACUGCACCCUCUUUCAUUUCAACUCGCCCUUUCACAAGCCAGUGCCGGGCACCAUUGUCCGAAUCUGUCAAGCUUUGGUUUUGCCUCCCUUUCAAGGACAAGGACAUGGCAAAAAAAUGAUGCAAUGUCUAUACGAUGCUGUCCACAAUCGCAUAGAAGGAGCUUAUGGCAAUAGUCAGGACCAACAAGAGGUCGUCGAAAUCAAUGUAGAAGAUCCAGCACCAGGAUUUGUAGCAUUGCGCAACAAGGUCGAUUGGAAGCUCUUGAAAGAUCAUCCCGAGUACUGGUCCAAUGCUAAGGUGGACAAUAAUAUUGCAGAGGAAGCAUUCUUUGCCAGCAUUCCUGAGGCACAAGCCAUCCAAGUCGGUGCCAAUGCCAAGAUUACCCCGCAUCAGGUGCACAUUGUCCACGAAAUGCAAAGGUUGGAGGCACUGCAUAAUGCCACUUUUGAUACUAGCACAAAUGGUGGUGGUGGUGUUAACGAAGAAGAGUUGGAACGUCGAUAUCGGUUGCUAGUAAAACGACGGCUCAACAAAGACCAUCGUGAAGACCUGAGCUCCUUUGGCACAAAAGAUGCCAAGAAGGCAUACUUGGCGAAACUCUUUGACGAGCAGCUGGCCCUAUACAACAGGCUACUACCAAAGGGAAGCAAGAAGCGGUGA